Molecule: messenger RNA, 1467 nt
Organism: Mesocestoides corti
Lineage: Eukaryota; Metazoa; Platyhelminthes; Cestoda; Cyclophyllidea; Mesocestoididae
Source: the annotation of a GenBank genome assembly
AUGAAGGCUGCAGAUUCUUCAAAGUGUAUUUUCGACUACCUCAAAACUUUGGAUGCCAAUGAUUUGGAUGAGCUGUAUGGUCACCCACCAACGUGCCUUAUUGUUUUUAGAGAACUUCGAGAACUGUCAAAGCACCUGAUUCUGAGACUUUUGUUUCUUGAACAAACCAUACCGAAAUCAAUCGUUUCUGGAUGGGUUUCAAAGGGUUCUCAAGAACUUUUAAACCAAGCCUGCACCGACUUGUCAGACUUGCGUGUUUGGCAUAGUAUUGACAGCAAUAGCGCCCGUGGAUCCUGGAGACUAAAUAAAAAAUUUCAAGAAUCAAUGAAAGUUUCCCUAUUUGGCGGUGGAAAUCAACUUUUGAGCGACUUUGGGUCAACAACAGCUGAGAAGCAUCCAAAGGAUGCAGAUUUCUUGGAGAAUUACGCCUCUGAGAGGUGGGAUUCAAUUUUACACUUCAUGGUUGGAUCAGACAACGCCGAAGUUGGUACUUGCGUUCGAGAUGUUCUUUUGCUUUCGGGUCUGAUGAAAAGAGGUGGCCCCGACUUUUCCAUGGGUAUUACGCAGAGAGGAUUUCAGUUUCUCCUUAUGGAUCGGUCAUCGCAAGUUCUUCGGUUUAUGUUGCACUAUUUUGACUACCUUAAGGAAAGUCGAAUGAAUCUAAUCGAAUCACUUCAAUUUGUUUUCCAGUUAAGUUUUCUUUCCAUCGGCAAAAGUUAUCCCAUCAGUAUGUUAUCGACGGCAAAGCAGGAGAUUUUGCAACACAUGCGGGAGCUCGGUUUAGCUUACCAACGCAAGAGAACCGCCCCUCGAUUUUAUGUGACUCGUUUAGCUCUUAGUCUCGCUUUUGGUACCUCAACAAUCUCAAGCUCAGUGCGCAGUUCUCUUGAUGGGGAACACAGUCUUUUAUUCUCAACUAAUCCUCUACCAACCGGAGUUAGUCAGCGGGCAGUUAAGGCUGGUGGGACCGAAUCUGGAGGCGCUGCAGAUGUUGGAUUUAUUCUCGUCGAAACAAACUUCAGGCUUUAUGCCUAUACUGAUUCACCGUUGCGGACCGCUUUGUUAAGCUUGUUCAGUAAAAUCCGCGUGAGAUACCCAAACAUGGUCGUUGCGGACAUAACUCGAGAUUCUGUUCGUGAGGCUCUUCUCAGGGGUAUCAGUGCUGACCAGAUCAUAUCUUUCCUCAUGUCAAACGCGCACCCUGAUAUGCUUAGACAGCCGGAAAUUCUUCCGCCAACACUGGUCGAUCAAAUCCGUCUUUGGGAGCUCGAACGAGAACGGCUCUUCUUCCAAGAAGGCUGCCUCUACGAGCAGUUUGCAAAAAACACAGACUUUGAGAUGAUACGCGAUUAUGCUAAGGGUCAUGGAUAUUUGCUAUGGGAGUGCCCGGAACGCCGACUAAUGGUAGUCUCCAAAGCUGGCCACGACGAUGUUCGCGCAUUCUGGAAGCAGAAACGACCCAUGUAG